Molecule: messenger RNA, 1682 nt
Organism: Moneuplotes crassus
Lineage: Eukaryota; Ciliophora; Spirotrichea; Euplotida; Euplotidae
Source: the annotation of a GenBank genome assembly
AUGGAAUCAGACGGUGAGACUAACAUUUCGGAAAUAAAUCCUAUCCUUGACCUUUCAGAUACGGAAUUUGAACGAGAUGGGUACAAAGAAAUGAACGAAAUAGAACAAACUCUGAAGAUAGCAAGAAGUAGCUUCGCCUCAGAAAAUUUUAUCCCGGAUAUAAAAGAUCAUAAUUCUGGGAAUCCGUCCAAGAGCCCUUUUAACUCUAGCAAAACUAAGAAUGAACUCUUUUCAAUGAAGAGAAAACUAGACAAGAUACAGAACGAUAUUGCAAGAAAUUCUGACAAAAGAUCUUCUAGGAACAAAGGGGACAAACAGCUACUCACAAGAUUGCAAAUCCUGAAAGACGAUUUUGAAGACAUAAUUUCUUUAUAUGAUCCAAACCAAUAUUCUGACAAAGAGGAAACUUCUGCAGUGUCUGAGCCAAAGAGACAAGAAAAUAUUGCCUUCAACUACAAUAUCAAGGUGGAGAACAACACAAAAAUCUAUACAAUUGGAAAUUAUGAUUCAGAUAAUGAAAACAACGAAGGAACUCCAAAAUUGCAUAUAAACAUUGACGAUAUCGAAUCAGAUAAUCAAAAUUCUGGCAGGGAUAGGUACAAUAAACCAACCUCUAUUUCAGCCAAGAAAAGUACUCAAAAGAAACUAUUGAUCAACACAUUUCAAGAGACUAAGAAUAGAAGGCUCAAGAAGCACAGAGUAAAUAGCCGGAACACUUUGAACAAGAAGCAAAUCUUCACAGAAAAAGCCUCAAAGAAUCCUUCUGCUAAAAUGUGACAGCAUUACAGAGUGGUAGAUCUCAGCAAUUCUGAAGAAAAGAAGAAGGCCUCUAGAAAAAGAAAAGUCAAUUCAAGAUCCUUGAGUAAGAAUAGCUAUUUCACAAACCUUCAACAAAAGUACCAAGGAAAGAAUAAAUCUACUCUUAAAAAUACUGCAAGGGUAAGGAAGAUCCCUAUGAAAUCUGAGAAGGAUCUUCAUCAUCAAGGGCUUGAUUUUGCGACAAAAAGGUUCAAUUACAAGAAGUCUAAAAUUCUCGAAAACAAUAAGAGAGCACCCCAAAGUCCAAAGAAUACUGCAAAGAUAAAUAGAAGGAAGAGAAGUCCUAGACUUGUAGAUAUUAGAGCAAAAAGGACUGAUAGCGGUUCUAAAAUUCCACGUUUAAAUUUAUUUAACAAGAGAAAUACUACCAAAGCAUUCAGCUCUAGUGCUAAGAAAGCUAUUUCUUCAAUUAACAAGACCUUCAACAGGAAGAAGUCACCGAUAAGGAAUUUAAAAUAUUUGACAGACACUAACACAAAUUCCAUUCUGAGAUCUGAGACUAAAUCGCACUCAAAGGCUGCUAGGAAUGCCUUUAAGCAAAACACAAAGGGUUUGAAAACUCAGAGACCUGUAAAGAAGAUCAAUGUAGACUUAGAACUAAUGCCCCAGCUUCUAACAUACGAAGGAGAGGAUAAAGAGGAAUUAGAUAUGGAUCAAGUGCUCAAUAUUUCUCAAAGUUCAACUACUGAAUUCAAUGUUCUUAGUUCAAGUUCCGAGGGUCCAAAUAAUAUAGUAGAAGAGAAACCAGCAGUUGAUCCUUUACACAACUUACAGAAGAAAAUGGUAAAGAGAAUUAAUUUCUUGUUCGACUAGAUAUUUUCUCUGUCCAUUUUCCUACCCAAUGAGACCAAUAAUAAAUCAAU